CCUCCUCUCUCUCCCUCUCUCUCUUCUCUCCGCUGUCGUCAGACAAUAACACUAGUAAAGCGGAAACGAAAGCGAAAGCAAAAGCAAAAGCAAAAGCAAAAAAAGCUCCCACCUCGCUCGCAGCCCGCCCACCCCAAAAAGAGCAAAAGCCAAACGGAGACGUAUGUGCGCAAACAUUUGUUACAUAUACGUGGAUCCAAAAGCCAUGGCGGAUCAGAUCGGAAUCCUUCGAGGGAUCUCCUCGUCCUAUUGGAGCUGGGCUGGCGAUGGCGAACGAGAUCGUGCCCGCGGAGGGACCCUCCUCUAUGCCGUCGGUCCACCGGCCGAGUGCCCCCCAGUACUCGCGGGCUCCCUUCGACAGCGAGAAGGUCCCGCCGACGCUCGUCGCCGACGUGCGCCGCUUCCUCCGCGUGGCCAACCAGAUCGAGAGCGAGUCCCCUCGCGUCGCCUACCACUGUCGCUUUCAUGCUUUUGAGAACACACACAUGCUGGAUCAAAAUUCAAGCGGUCGGGGUGUCCGACAAUUCAAAACCGCACUUCUUCUGAGACUGAAGCAGGAUGAAUAUACCACCAUGCAUAUGCGGAAGGAAACAAGUGAUGCUCGGGAAUUGAAAUAUUUCUACAACAAGAAGAAAAUGAAAGAAGGUGAAGUUUCGUCUGUGCUAUUCGAAGUGUUGAAAGCAUUCAUGUCUAGAGCUGGCCCUGAGUCUGCUGCUGCUGCUGUUGACAUUGAAGAAAGUGUCCGUUCAUAUGAUCGAUAUAAUAUUCUUCCGCUUAACACUAGAGGUGGCCAGCAUGCAAUUAUGCUUCUUCCAGAGAUUAAAGCUGCAGUUUCUGCUGUACGUAGUGUUCGAGGUCUUCCAUUAGCGGAAGGUGCUCAGAAUGAUGCAGGUGGCCACAAGGAUUUAUUUGAAAGGCUUCAAUGCUGGUUUGGGUUUCAGAAAGGAAAUGUAGCUAAUCAGCGGGAACAUCUGAUUUUACUGCUAGCUAACAUACAAGGCAGGCUCAGUCCAAAGCCCACGUCCAUGUUGAAGCUUGAUGAUAGAGCGGUACAUGAACUAAUGGUGGAAUUAUUUGAAAAUUAUGUGAACUGGUGCAAAUUUUUGGGGCGACAAAGCAACAUUUGGUUACCGUCUGUGAAGCAGGAAGUGCAACAGUACAAAUUACUAUACAUUUCUCUAUAUCUGCUUAUAUGGGGGGAGGCUUCUAACUUACGGCUAAUGCCAGAGUGCCUAUGCUAUAUAUUUCAUCAGAUGGCAGGUGACUUAUAUGGGAUGCUAUCCGGCGCAAUUAGCUUUAAAACUGGAGAGAAAGUCGUACCUGCAUAUGGAGGAGAAUGUGAAUCUUUUCUCAACAACAUAGUUACCCCAAUCUACGAUGUCAUAUAUGAGGAAGCCCGAAAGAGUAAAAAUGGGCACUCUGAUCAUUCGACAUGGAGAAAUUAUGACGAUCUGAAUGAGUUCUUUUGGUCUGUUGAUUGUUUUAAGCUUGGUUGGCCCAUGCGUCCUGACCAUGAUUUCUUUUGUACAUCACCUCGAUCUAAACAAAGUAUGUCGCCUACCUCUAAUCAAAGUACGUCAGCUCUCUCUAAUCAAAGUAUCGAUACUAAGGAAACUAUAACUUCGCACUCUAAGUGGGUGGGCAAGACAAACUUUGUAGAAAUUCGAUCAUUCUGGCAUCUAUUUAGAAGCUUUGACCGGAUGUGGACAUUUCUUAUACUUGCUCUCCAGGUUAUGAUAAUCAUGGCAUGGCAUGGCUUGGAGACUCCUCUUGAAUUACUUGAUCCCUUAGUCUUCGGAGAUAUUUUAAGCAUUUUUGUGACUAAUGCAGUUCUUAGGCUCAUACAAGUGACUGUUGACUUUGUAUUUACAUGGAAAGCAAGGCAUACCCUGAACUUUAAUGAGAAACUAAGAUUUGCUUUGAAGUUUUGUAUAUGUGCAAUAUGGACGAUAAUUCUACCAGCUGUGUAUGCCACUUCUCAAAAAAAUUAUGUUUGCUCCACAAAACUAUCUCAGAGCAAUCUUUAUCUGUUCUGCUUAUCACCAUAUAUGAUUGUGGUCGCAAUAUACUUGACUAGUAAUGUCGUUGGAAUGGCAUUAUUUUUCUUUCCUGCUGUUAGCAGUUAUCUUGAGACCUCAAAUUGGCAAAUCUGUAAAUUCAUUUCCUGGUGGGCUCAACCACGACUAUACAUUGGACGAGGAAUGCAAAUGGGCCAAGUUUCUCUUCUGAAGUACACAACAUUUUGGGUGAUUCUAUUGACAAUCAAACUUUUGUUCAGCUAUUAUUUUGAGAUAAAACUUCUUGUACAGCCAACAAAGCAAAUAAUGAAAGUUAAUGUAAAUGAGUAUGAUUGGCAUGAGCUCUUUCCAAAAGUCAAAAACAAUGCCGGCGCAAUCCUUGCAAUCUGGGCCCCAGUUCUUCUUGUAUAUUUUAUGGACACACAGAUAUGGUAUUCUAUAUUUUGUACAAUAUUUGGUGGAGUUUAUGGUAUCAUCCAUCAUCUCGGGGAGAUUCGUACAAUGGGAAUGGUGAGAAGUCGGUUCCACUCCUUGCCCUCUAGGUUCAAUGAUUUUCUUGUUCCUCGCACAUCACAAAAAGAAAAUAAGAGGACUUACAGAAACUUUUUACACAACAACAUUUUUAAGGAUUUAAAACGUGAAAGGAGUGACCUGGUUAGAUUUGCUACAGUUUGGAAUCAAAUUAUCAGCAGCUUUCGCAAGGAGGAUUUAAUAAGUAACAGAGAGUUGGAUUUAAUGAUCAUGCCAGUGUCUGCAAAUUUGAGUUCUAAUUCUAUAAGGUGGCCAUUAUUUCUUUUGGCUAGUAAGUUUUCGGCAGCAGUGAAUGUGACUAAAGAUUUUGCGGGGAAGUAUGAGCAACUUCAGCGAAAAAUAAACAAAGAUAGUUAUAUGAUCAAUGCUAUUAAUGAAUCUUAUGACUCACUGAAGAGUAUCUUCGAGUUCCUCAUCACUGGUGAUCUAGAGAAAAGAGUUGUGGGGGAUAUUUUCAAAAAAAUUGAACAAGGUAUUAAAAAUUCAAGCCUUCUUGUGGAUUUUCAGAUGAAUGAACUUCCUAUUAUACAUGAUAAGCUUGUCCACCUGGUUGAAUUUCUGUUUGAAAACAAACUAGCUCAUCGAGAGAAAGUAGUCAUUUUACUUCAAGAUAUAAUAGAGAUUUUGGCAAAAGAUGUGAUGAUGAAUAAUUCAAGUAUCUUGGACAUGAUCAAUUGCUCCACGAAUCUGGUGUUAGAUGGUGAUGGUUUAUUUGGAUGUCAUCAGCCAGAGUUGUUUGCAUCUGACUGUGCCAUAUGUUUCCCAUUUCCUGAUGAUGAUUCAUUGAAAGAACAGGUUAAGCGACUAUAUUUGUUGCUCACCGUCAAAGAAAAAGCUAUGGACAUUCCCACUAACUUGGAGGCUGGAAGACGCAUCUCAUUCUUUGCGACAUCUUUGUUCAUGGAUAUGCCUAGUGCUCCAAAAGUGUGUAACAUGUUGUCAUUCAGUGUGAUGACUCCUUACUAUAUGGAAGAAGUUAAAUUUUCACAUGAGGAGCUUCACUCAAGUCAAGAUGGGGCAUCCAUUCUCUCGUAUAUGCAAAAAAUAUAUCCAGAUGAGUGGACAAACUUUCUAGAACGUCUCGGUCCUAAGGCAUCAAAUGAAGAAAUUCAAUAUUGGGCUUCUUUCCGUGGACAAACAUUGAGUCGCACUGUCCGAGGAAUGAUGUAUUAUAGGGAGGCUUUGAAACUGCAAGCAUUCCUGGACAGAGCUAGUGAUUCAGGUGGGGAAAUGGUACAUCUUAAAGCAGGAUAUGCUGCUAUUGAUGGAGAACAGAACAAGAGAAACAGCCAGCAUGCAUUGUCAGCUCAGUCUGAUGCAUUAGCCGAUAUGAAAUUCACUUAUGUUGUCUCUUGCCAAAAUUUUGGAGCGCAAAAAUCUUCAGGUGAUCCACAUGCUCAGGAUAUACUUGAUUUGAUGAUAAGAUAUCCAUCAUUACGUGUUGCUUACAUCGAGGAGAAAGAAGUUAACUCGGCUGAUAAUCGACGGCAGGUUUAUUCUUCUGUACUGGUCAAGGCAGACAAUAAUCUCGAUCAGGAGAUAUAUCGUAUCAAGUUACCUGGCCCACCGAUUAUUGGCGAAGGGAAGCCUGAGAAUCAAAACCAUGCAAUUAUUUUCACUCGUGGUGAUGCCCUACAAACGAUUGAUAUGAACCAAGACAAUUAUCUUGAAGAAGCGUAUAAAAUGAGAAAUGUUCUUCAAGAAUUUCGUAGACAUCAUGGAGAGAACCCUCCGACCAUACUUGGUCUCAGGGAACACAUAUUCACCGGAAGUGUCUCAUCUCUUGCGGGGUUCAUGUCCUAUCAAGAGACUAGUUUUGUCACCAUCGGGCAAAGGUUUCUUGCAAAUCCCCUCAGGGUGAGGUUUCAUUAUGGACACCCAGAUCUAUUCGACAGGGUAUUUCACCUGACAAGAGGUGGUGUAAGCAAAGCAUCUAAAACCAUCAAUUUGAGCGAGGACGUCUUUGCUGGAUUUAAUUCCACACUACGUCGGGGAUAUGUAACCUACAAUGAGUAUAUGCAAGUUGGCAAAGGACGUGAUGUUGGUCUUAAUCAGAUAUCAAAAUUCGAAGCGAAGGUAGCAAAUGGAAACAGUGAACAAUCCCUCAGCCGUGACAUUUACCGCCUCGGGCAACGCUUUGACUUUUUCCGGAUGCUUUCUUGUUAUUUCACGACGGUUGGGUUUUACUUCAACAGCCUAAUAUCAAUAUUUGGGGUUUAUAUCUUCCUCUAUGGCCAGCUAUACUUGGUUCUUAGUGGACUGGAGAAGGCGUUAAUCACGGAGGCUCGAAUGCAGAACGUAAAAUCGUUAGAAACAGCACUUGCAUCCCAGUCUUUCCUCCAACUAGGACUCCUUACCGGGUUACCCAUGAUGAUGGAGCUUGGUUUGGAGAAGGGGGUCCGUAUGGCCUUGAGUGACUUCAUUCUCAUGCAAUUGCAGCUGGCCUCCAUCUUCUUCACGUUUUCACUCGGAACGAAGGCCCAUCAUUUCGGAAGAACCCUUCUCCACGGUGGUGCCAAAUACCGACCCACCGGUCGCAAAUUCGUGGUUUUCCACGCAAGCUUUUCUGAGAACUAUCAGCUCUACUCACGAAGCCACUUCGUCAAAGGAUUCGAGUUGCUCUUCCUCUUGAUCGUCUACAACCUGUUCAGGAGAACUUAUGAGAGCACAGUGGCGUAUGUCAUGAUCACUUACUCUUCAUGGUUCAUGGCGGGAACCUGGUUGUUCACGCCCUUCCUCUUCAAUCCUUCUGGAUUCGUGUGGCGAAAGAUCGUCGAGGACUGGACUGACUGGAACAAGUGGAUGAACAAUCAGGGCGGCAUCGGCAUACAGCCAGACAAAUGUUGGGAAUCAUGGUGGAAUGCCGAGCACAUUCAUUUUCGGCACUCGGGGUUGAGUUCCGGAAUGGUCGAAGUUGUUCUCUCCCUGCGGUUCUUCAUUUAUCAAUAUGGACUCGUUUAUCACCUCGACAUAUCACACCAAAGCAAAAACAUCGUGGUUUAUGUGCUUUCAUGGUUUGUGAUUGUUGCCGUGUUCUCGUUGGUCAAGCUGAUACAUGUGGGCCGUCGCCGGCUUAGCGCGAAGCAUCAUCUUCUAUUCAGGGUUUUCAAGUUGUUUUUGUUUCUGAGUGCGAUAGCAUGCAUCAUCACUCUAUCGAGCGUAUGCAAGCUCUCCAUCAUGGAUCUAUUUGUGUGCUGCCUUGCCUUCAUACCCACUGGCUGGGGGCUACUGUUGAUCGCUCAAGUUCUGAGACCCAAGCUCGAGUACACGGGUGUGUGGGACACCAUCCAAGCCGUAGCGUAUGCUUACGACUCUGGGAUGGGCUGUGUGCUCUUUGCACCCAUCGCAGCCUUGGCAUGGAUGCCUGUCAUAUCAGCCAUCCAGACGCGGGUCCUCUUCAACCAGGCAUUCAACCGGCAGCUCCACAUUCAACCUAUUCUUGCAGGGAAAAGCAAACUCAGAUAAUUCGGGACUCUGGAUGACUAAGUUUUGAUUGUGUAUGAUAUGAUUGUUAUUAUUUUCUAUCAAGCAAGAUUUAACAUAAGAAAUAUAGACUAUCAAAAAUGGAAUGGACAAAGAACUUAUUGUCCACGUUAAAUAUUAAA
Molecule: messenger RNA, 6154 nt
Organism: Musa acuminata subsp. malaccensis (wild Malaysian banana)
Lineage: Eukaryota; Viridiplantae; Streptophyta; Magnoliopsida; Zingiberales; Musaceae
Product: putative callose synthase 8
Biological process (GO): (1->3)-beta-D-glucan biosynthetic process
Cellular component (GO): 1,3-beta-D-glucan synthase complex; plasma membrane
Molecular function (GO): 1,3-beta-D-glucan synthase activity
Source: RefSeq, a predicted model, not a curated record